AUGUCGAACCUCCAAGUACGCAACUCAGACUACUUCUCUUCUGCCACCCGGCAGAAGGCCAUGGAGGACGCAAAGAAGAUGCAAGCAUCCGUCCAAGAUGAAUGCGUCAAGGCCGGAAAAGAAGUACCGCCAUACCUCCUUCAGGAGCUGAUAGGGAAGGGAAGCUUUGGUCGGGUGUACAAGGCGACUGAUUUGAACACGAAAGCCCUGGUGGCCGUCAAAAUCAUCGACAUUGAAGAGAGCGACACCCUCAACCCGAAAUUGGCUGAUACCUACAGCGAGUUCAUGAAGGAAAUCAGCGCCCUCAAAAUCCUCAGCGACAGUGGGGCGAGAAACAUCAACCUCAUUCUCGAUGCGCUGCCAGUCGGUCAGGCCAUGUGGAUGGUGACAGAGUACUGCGCUGGAGGCAGUGUGGCGACCCUCAUGAAGCCGACAGCUCCGGGAGGCUUGCAAGAGAAGUGGAUUAUUCCGAUUUUGAGAGAGGUGGCGGAGGCUGUGUAUUGGGUGCACAAAGAAGGCAUCAUUCACCGCGACAUCAAGUGCGCCAAUGUGCUGGUCACAGAGAGCGGAGCGGUUCAACUAUGCGAUUUCGGCGUUGCUGGCAUUGUUGAAACGAAGCUUGAUAAGCGGUCGACCUUUAUCGGCACGCCUCACUGGAUGGCCCCCGAGCUGUUCGACCCUGUGCCUUCUUACAGCACACCCGUCGACAUCUGGGCCUUUGGUUCUCUGGUGUAUGAGAUUGCGUCUGGUCUGCCUCCCAACGUCAUGCAAGGGUUUAACAUACCCCAGCUUGGCAAUUACAUCAAGCAUAACGCCCCACGGCUGGAAGGUGAUCAGUACUCGGACCAGAUCAAGGAUCUUGUUGCUUUCUGCUUGGUCGAAGACCCAGCAAAGCGACCGACUAUUGAGCAGGUUCAACGGCAUCCAUAUAUUGCUAAUACCGAGGGCACACAUCCUACCUCGAACCUUGCCAACCUCGUAAAGGCCUACAAGCUCUGGGAAGGACAGGGAGGCAUCAGAAAGUCGCUCUUUGCUCCUGUUGGCGCGCAGGGCCCGUCCGACUACACGUCCACUGCUUUGGCCAACGAUGAGUGGAACUUCAGCACGACAGUCGACUUUGACCAGCAGCUCAUGAACACUGAUGCCCAAGCAGUGUAUGAUGUCUACGGCACAAACGUGGAGUUUGACUUUAAUGAGCAGUUUGCACCCCCUCCCAAGCAGAAAGCGCGGCGUCGCCUACCUCCCCAGUUGCAACCAGCCGUCAAGGCUCCCCUCGAAAAGCUCUUUGAUCCCAACACAAUCUCGGGCUACGAAGAGAACUCUCGUGCGUAUUACGGCAGACCCCCACCUCCCCCAACCUCAACAUCUGAUCUUCCGUUGAGGGACGAUUCUCUUCAUUCCACCUUGCGAGAGUCCCUCAUCGAUCUCGACAUGUCUUUCGAUGGCGAUGAUCUCUCUCAGUUUGUCGACAUCGAAACCAACAUGGAAACCAUCCGCGCCGGCAUGCGAGCUCCCAGCGAGUCAGAUUUUGCGGAGAACACCCUCACCGCGGCCGACAGCAACAACAGCAACGACCUGAACAAGCCUCCCCGAAGUGACCCUGCAGACUUCAACCCCAACCGCCGCACCCAAGACUGGAAAUUCCCCUCCAUGGCAGCCCCCGCAUCAGCUACAUCAGAAAUGUUCCGCUUCCCAGCCAUCAGCGAAGACAGACCUGGCCCCCUCGCCCCAGCACCCACCAACGACCGCCCCCCUCUCAUUCACCACCAAACCGAUCCCUUGGGUAUGCACUCAGAGCCCUACGUCGAGCUCAUGACCCCCAACCAAUUCCAAGACAACCGCGCCUCUGUCGGGAGUCUGAUCGACCUUGACGAAAGUCUCGCCAUGCCGGAGUACACAAGACCGUCAACCGCCAACAGCGACGUCGCCUCCAUGGCGGGAUCUGACAUCGGCGGCGCCAACCCCUUUGACCUCGAACGCCACGCCUCGCUGUAUCAACCCUUCCAAACCAACAGCACCAACGGCAGCUUCGGCGGGAGUGUUGGACCACCGAGCGGCAUCAGGGAACCGUCCAUUUACAUAUCUGACGACACGGAUUUCUCUCGUCUUAGUCUGGCGAGCGCACCCGAGGAUCAGAUUGUGAUUCCGGACUUUAGCACGCCGCCGCCGAGCAGUGUUAAUGGUGGGGGUGGGGGUGGGGGCUCGAGGGCGCAGUCGAGGGCGCAUUCGAGGGCGGAUAGUUAUGAUGAGGAUGGAUAUUCGGCUAAUGAGUAUGGCGGUGAUUCGGAGUAUCUGACUAUGAUGGGUGGUGGUGGGUCGACGGGGGGGAGUGGGAGGAGGUCGAGGGCGCAGAGUAAUGCUAGUGUGCAGUUGCAGCUGCCGAGGAUGUUGGGGAUGAGCGGUAAUGGGGGGGAGUAUAGUGAUAGGAGGGGGGAGAGGAUGGUGAAUGGGGGUGGGAUGAACAUGAAUGGUGGUGGGAUGGGGAUGGGUGGCGAGAUGCCUGCGCUGCCAGGGCCGCCGAAUGCGAGGGUGAUGCAGGGGAUGGCGAGUAGGGAGGAGACGAGGGAGGAUGUGAUGAGGUUGUUGUCGAGCUUUUCGGAGCAUUUGAGCUUUGCAAAUGUGCAUGUUUCUGCGUUGCCGGUGAGGGCAGGGCGGAGAGGAAGUGAGACUUAUGCUCCUUCUUGA
Messenger RNA from Podospora bellae-mahoneyi, 2685 nucleotides. RefSeq lists its product as uncharacterized. Gene Ontology annotation, molecular function: protein serine/threonine kinase activity; ATP binding. The transcript has a single exon. Gene Ontology annotation, cellular component: nucleus; cytoplasm; mitotic spindle pole body. Gene Ontology annotation, biological process: protein phosphorylation; chromosome segregation. NCBI's taxonomy places the organism in Eukaryota, Fungi, Ascomycota, Sordariomycetes, Sordariales, Podosporaceae. Bases 1 to 2685 code for a protein of 894 amino acids. The record is from RefSeq and is a predicted model, not a curated record.